UAUAAAGAAGGAAAGCGAUAAACCCUAAACCUAACAAACCCCCUACCUUCUUUCCGCCUCUCUUUCCUAAACCUCUACAUUCAUCCUCCUUAUUUUCUCACUUCUGGAUUUCUUCUCCUCUGUGCAAUUCAUGGUUUUCAAUAAUGAAGUAUUUACCCGGUGAUGCAUCAAAUUUAAACCAUGCUAAUUCUGAUCAAUCCGUGAUCGAUAAUCUUUCGAUUCAUUAGCUGAGGGUUCCUUUUUCUGUUUCUUUUCGUCAUUCAUUUCGUUGUAAUCUCAAAUCUUUCAAUUUCGAAGGCUUAUGAGAAUGAUCUACAUAUCAUCAACGUUUGUAUUUUUUCGAAUCAAAUUGGAAAACUUGUUUUUAGAAUUAGAAAAUUAACAAAACAUGAGACUACGAGAGAUUGUGGAGGUGUCUUUCUUGUCUAUGUAAUUGUCAGGGUGAUAGAUGUUAGGAAAUGCAAACAAAGAGUAAAUGGAAAUAAUUACUCCCUUUCUCACAAUAAAUUGGGAAAAAUUGAUAAUGAAUUGUGUUGAUAAAAUUUAAAAAAAAUUAAAUCAUACAAAUGAUAUUAAAACAAAUAGUGGGUUGUCUAAAAAUUUGAACAAUGCAAAAUGUUCUUUUUAUUAAACUUAAAUAAUAGACAAUUAAAACUUAAAUAAUGAAAUUAUAUAUUAAACUAAGCGGGUAAUGUAUAUUUAUAAUAUACUUUCUUCGUUUCCUAAUGUUCUUUUUAUUUAGAAUAUUUUAGUUUGGAGAGAGAAAUUCGAUUAAGAUUUGUUAAAUAUAUAUAGAUGAUAAAAUAUAUUCAUAUAAGAUCUUGUUAGAUACAUUUUAAUGUGUACUUUUUUAUUUUAUAUUUUUUAUAACACAAAGUUAAACAUGUUAAGGCUUGAAAGUUGCUUUGAAAACUGUGUAAAAUGUAAAUGAGAAAAAUAAAAAACACGGAGAGUAAUAGACAAUUAAAACAAAAUAGUCCCUCCGUUCUUUUAUUUGAGUUUUUCAAAUGAAAGAGAACCUUACAAUAGAGAUAAAUUAACCAACUUUUUAAAUUGGGAAAGUUUGGAGCUCUACAAUAAAAAAAAAGGAGGGAACUUAAUCCUUCUAUACAAAAACCAAAAAAUUAGAAAUUACAUACAAAAACCAACAUUAACCAAAUUAAACUAACAUGGAUUAGCCUUAUCAUGUACUCUAAUCAGAAAUUAUAUCAAACAAUCUAGAAAAAUGACCUUAUAAAUUCCAGUUAGCCUAUAAAGGCUGCUGUUUGUGAAAAAUCAGUAGCCAAAUACUAUGUGAAAAAUCAGUAGCCAAACAAUCUAGAAAAGUCAGCAACAUUAUCUUCGAAAAAUCAGUAGCUUUUCUUAACAGUCCACAAAUUCUUCAUAUAUAUUCGAAAACAAUAGCCAAACAGUUUGUGAAAAAGAUAAUCGCAUCAUUUGCCUUCAAUGGCUUCAGGAAGUGAAGAUGAGCAACAGAGGGCUUGGUUCUUUGGAUCGAAUUCAUACGUUUCAGAGUCUAAUUCUGAAUCAGAAGAAGAGUCACAGAUUAUGGAAGAAAUGGAACCCCAAUUUGGAAAGAAGGUUCAAGAAGACAAUGGCAGGUUAAGGAUUCAAGUGAGAAUCCCAACACAAUUGGUUAGAGAAGCUGUAGCUUUUCUUAUCCCAAGCAGGGAUCAGCAACAAACACAAGCAUUAACAGAAAAUGAGGAUUCUGCACAAACAACAGAGAUCAUUCAAGAAGCUUAUGAUCAGGCAAUUGAAGAAACUCAAGGAUGACAAACAUCAAAGCCCCUCAGUUUAUUUUGUUUAAAUUAUCAUUAAAAUUGUAACUUUAGAAACUUAGGAGCAACAAUUUGUUAAUCACAACCCAUAUUAAUGAUUAAUGUGCAUGUUUUUGAUUAGUC
This is a messenger RNA of Amaranthus tricolor (Joseph's coat), 1904 nucleotides long. RefSeq lists its product as uncharacterized. The coding region runs from base 1447 to 1776 and encodes 109 amino acids. The transcript has 2 exons. NCBI's taxonomy places the organism in Eukaryota, Viridiplantae, Streptophyta, Magnoliopsida, Caryophyllales, Amaranthaceae. The record is from RefSeq and is a predicted model, not a curated record.